Messenger RNA from Anoplopoma fimbria (sablefish), 3968 nucleotides. RefSeq names its product EMAP like 3 (gene eml3). NCBI's taxonomy places the organism in Eukaryota, Metazoa, Chordata, Actinopteri, Perciformes, Anoplopomatidae. The coding region runs from base 304 to 3312 and encodes 1002 amino acids. The transcript has 25 exons. The record is from RefSeq and is a predicted model, not a curated record. Gene Ontology annotation, molecular function: microtubule binding. Gene Ontology annotation, biological process: microtubule cytoskeleton organization. Gene Ontology annotation, cellular component: mitotic spindle.
UUCUGGUACACUUCAUCUACUGUGCUACACACAGUUAGUGUGGACAAUAACUGUUGGAGAGAGUUAAUAGGUGCAACUUUCGACAUUCAUAACGCAUCUCUCCAUGGUGCCUUCCCGCGACUGGCAUUAAGCUAGCCAACAUGAGGGAAACUGCCCACGUUUCCGGUCUUGUUGCUGCUAAACCCGGCAGGUUGACACACGGCCCCGGAGUGUGACUUCUGACACUCCUCUCUCAGCAUGGAAAACACACCUCAGUCCAGGCUUUACCUCUAAAUAAACUUCACAGAAGUUACACCUUGUAACAUGGAUUCCUCUACAAACAGCUUGGAUGACGCGUCAGCAGACGGCAGCGCCGACUUCCCAGACCGACCUUCCAUGAUAGAGGUGCGUCUGCAGGCACAGGAGGAUGAGAUCACGCUGCUGAAAUCCUCACUGGCUGAUGCCUUGCGCAGGAUCCGCCUCCAUGAUCAGCUCUUACCGUUACUGAAACAGCAGCUCAUUGCAGUGAACCCAGGUGCUGCUCGAGUGCUGAACCAAGUGUGCUGCUCUGAUGGUUGCACAGGCAGCAAAAGACUUCCCUCAAGCUCAACCGUUGAUGGGAUCCGCCACCCUACUACCAGCCAACUGUCAGACAGCAUUGUGACCAAUGCCAAUGGCCACAUAGGAAGCCCAGUGUCCAUGACGCCAAGACCCAGACCAGCAACACUGGACAGGUCAACCCAGACAGAGCCCACCCUCCCAGGGCAGGGCACUGGGCAGGACAGGGUCCCUCUCCCCAGACGCGUCCAGAGCCUGCAACUGGAGGACGCCCUCCCUUCAGGGGAGCCUGUGGUUGAGGGGACGCGGGCCAAGCUCCACCGCGUCCCCGGCUUGGAAGAGGAGUAUGAGGAGGAAGAUGAGGAAGGAGGAGGGGAGCAGGAAAAGGCGCUGAGUUGGACGUCGUCCGUGGAGGAGCCCAUUCAGCCCACCACGAUCAGAUGCCUCCAGAGGGAGGACUUCCAGGACAGAAGCUGCUCCCCAGAGGAGCCGGGCUCUGUCCCGGCCACGGUCAGAACCUCAGACUCCAACCUCAGCUCCCGCUCCGGCCCCCUGUCUCCCAUCCAGGAAGGAGAGAAGAAACCGCUGGUUCGUAGGAACAGCGAGAAACUGGGGAACCUCGAGAAGCAGAGGAAACGUCUGGACAAGAAGGCGGCGUCCUCCGCCAACCUCCUCACCCGCUCCCCCAGCCUGGAGAACCGAGCUAAGGAGCUGGUCGCCGGUGCAGGAUCCCCCGGAUCCAGAAGAGGAACCUACAGCCAAGAACAGUCGAUCAAAAUGUUCAUCCGAGGCCGGCCGAUAACCAUGUACAUCCCCUCUAACAUCCAGAACUAUGAAGACCUGAAGAUGGAGCAACCCUCUGAGAGGCUGGAGUUGGAUUGGGUCUAUGGUUACCGGGGCAGGGACUGCCGAGCCAACCUGUACUUCCUUCCAACGGGCGAGGCGCUGUUCUUCAUCGCCUGUGUGGUUGUGCUUUACCACAUCAACAACCGCACACAGCGCCACUAUGACAAACACACCGAUUGUGUCCGCUGUCUGACCCUCCAUCCUGACAAGGUGCGCGUGGCGUCAGGCCAGACAGCAGGGGUGGAUAAAGACGGCAAGCCCCUUCACCCUUGUGUUCAUAUCUGGGACUCCACCACCCUGGUCACCCUGCAGACGAUCGGCCUGGGAACCUUCCAGAGGGGAGUGGGAUCCGUUGCGUUUUCCUUCGCUGACUCCGGAGCGUUCCUGUGUGUGAUCGACGACUCUAAUGAACACAUGCUUUCUGUGUGGGACUGCAACAAGGGGACCAAGCACGCAGAGGUCAAGAGCACCAACGAGGCUGUGUUCGCCGUGGAGUUCAACUCCAGCGACAGCACCAACAUCAUCACCUGUGGCAAGUCCCACGUCUACUUCUGGACACUCAGCGCGGGACAGUUCACCAAGAAACAAGGCAUCUUUGGGAAAUACAAGAAGCCCAAGUUCAUCCAGUGCUUUGUGUUCAGUCUGACUGGAGAUGUUCUGACCGGGGACUCUGAGGGGAACAUCCUGACCUGGGGGAAAUCAGCUGCAGAUGUCAAAACGCUGGGUAAAGGAGCCAAAGAGACCUUCCAGAUCAUGCGUCAGACCAGAGCCCAUGAGGGCAGCGUGUUCACCCUGUGCACCCUGCAGGGCGGCGCUCUGCUUAGCGGAGGAGGGAAGGACCGUAAGAUCAUCCGCUGGAGCGCCGACCUGGCACCCGAGAGAGAGUGUGAGAUUCCAGAAAAUUAUGGAGCAGUCCGUACCAUCGCAGACGUGUAUGGGGAGGAGCUUUUAGUUGGUACAACCCGUAAUGCCAUCCUCAGAGGCACCUUCUCAGACGGAUUUGUGGCCAUAGUGCAGGGUCAUGUGGAUGAGAUGUGGGGUUUGGCCACACACCCCUCUCAGAACAUCUUCAUCACCUGCGGCCACGACAGGCAGGUGUGUUUGUGGAACACAGAGGAACACAAGCUGGACUGGUGCAUCACGCUGGAGGAGUACGGGCUGUGCGCUGAUUUCUGCCCAAAUGGAUCAGUGGUCUCAGUCGGCCUCAACACAGGAAGGUGGAUGGCCCUCGACCUGCUGACCAGAGAGGUGGUCUCUGAGUCCACUGAUGGGAACGAGCAGCUGUCCGUCAUGAGAUACUCACCAGACGGCAGCUUUUUAGCUGUUGGAUCCCAUGACAACUUCAUCUACAUCUACAAUGUGACGGAGAGCGGCCGGCGUUACACCCGCUUUGGGAAAUGCAACGGUCACUCCAGCUUCAUAACUCACCUGGAUUGGUCCAAAGAUGGAAAGUACAUCAUGUCUAAUUCGGGCGACUAUGAGAUCCUUUACUGGGACAUCGCAGCAGGGUGUAAACUGUUGAGGAAUCGCUUUGAGAGCAAAGACAGAGAAUGGGCCUCCUAUACCUGUGUGCUGGGCUUUCACGUCAUAGGUGUGUGGUUGGAAGGCUCUGACGGCACCGACAUCAACGCCCUGUGUCGCUCCCACAGCGAGAGGAUGGUGGCCGUGGCCGACGACUUCUGUAAAGUCCACCUUUUCCAGUACCCCUGUCCGAAACCCAAGGCGCCGAGCCACAAGUACGAGGGUCACGGCAGCCACGUCACCAACGUCUGCUUCACCCACAGCGACUCCCACCUCCUCUCCAUGGGCGGGAAGGACACCUGCAUCCUCCAGUGGAGGGUGGUCGGAGGCGGGGCGGGCGACAGCAGGGAGAGGCUAGCCUCGGCCUCGUCCACCUCCACCAGCUCCCCGGAGCCUGCCAGCACCUAGGAGGGACAUCGGGUUAUUAACAGAGGAUGUUUACACCACCAGAUAGGCCGUCAGCCGGUGGACGGCAGCCGCCGUUAUGGGCUCUGCAGUGGCACUGCUGCGUCAGCUUCAUACAGAACAUGUAGAGGAAUCCUCUCCAGGAGGAAUGUCCACAUUAAAUUUACGCUUACACACCUCCAUCAUCAUGUGAAACUGGGCAGUGUGAUUCUUCCAUCAUUCUGUAGUGGUGAGGGCCGUUAGAGGCAGUGUUCUGUGACUAGACUUCUACAGCGACAUAGACUUUGGUUUCAGUCAACAUUCCUGUUUUAGUCCACCUUGUUUUAACAAACUAACCAAAGUGCUGCAUCGCGGCGUACGCCAUCGGGGCCUUUAAAGACGUGUACAUAAUGUAUUUACACAUUUUUUUUAAUAUUUCCAGCAGCGUUUGGUUGACAUCUCGCUAAUAGUGAAGCUGUUUUUUAAGCUUGCAUCAGUACGACUGUGACAAACCUGUUCAAUGAAAUCAAUUCUCAGCAUCUCUGAUUAAUUCAUCUCUCAAAGAGUAGAUCAUUACACUUGAAAACGAUUACUUUAGUGCAGUUUUAUAUAUAUUUAAGAAAAAAUUUGGGAAUACUGUGAUGUAUGUAUCUGCCAUGCUCUCAAUAAAUAACUGAAGA